AUGGUUUUGCUAAGAUGGUUUUGGAGCUUGAUGCCUGAAAAAAUAAUGUAUAGAAUUAGAAGAGGCUAUUUGUUUGCAGACUGUUCCUUGAAUUUCACUUCAUACCCUUACCUACCAAGUGGUAACUGCAUUGGUGAAAAUGGGAAAGUCAUCUUAUGGGGCAGUAUAUCUUCACAUCUUUGCUGUCGAAACGCCCUCAAUGCCUUGUUUCAAGUUCUUGCAGUUCGAGCUAAUCAAAUACCAGACAGUAUCAUCUUCAUUGGACAAGAUUCAUGGAACCAAUGCAAUUCUCCAUUUCCAUCACAACCAUUAGUUUCCCUACACUCUUGUGGAUUUGACAAUAUUUACUCUGGCAGUUCCAAAUGUUCAAACCUAUCCCUGUCACAAAUUCAGGGCAGUCCACUUUACUUGGAAGCAGUGAAGUUAUGUUCUGACUUAAGUUCUUCAUUUGACAACACCUGUAAGAAGUGCACUGAUGCCAUAGAAAAGGUAGCUGAAUCUCUGUUGGCACUAGUACAAAGGCAAAAGGAUCAUACUGAAAGAACAUUAUGUAGUUUAGCUGCAGUUCUUUCGGUUGCUGCUGCAAAUGUUACUGAUAGCUCUUUUGGUCCAAAUUUGUUUAGCUGUAUGUCUUCUUUAGAUGAUUUUGAUCCAGGCUAUAUCAAACUCAAAAGGAACCUAGCAAAAGCACUUGUUGCAGUCUUUGUAGCAGUCAUGGUGCUGAUUUUGAUCCUAGUCUUGGUAAAAUUUGUGACCCUAAAGAAAAGCAAGAUCCAAAAAAGGCUUCCGAAACCACUGCUACCAAAGGACAUCAAUAACUGGUCUUGCCUCUACAUCUUCUCAAAGGCUGAGAUUGAGAAAGCUAUAAGCAUUAACAAUAGAAAGAAGAGUUUAGGCCGAGGGAGUGCUGGCGAAGUUUUCGAAGGCAGGUUGCCUAGUGGACAAGUUGUGGCCAUCAAGCAGAUAAAGAAAGGCAACUCUUUGGAUUCUUUCACCAGGGAAGUUGCCGGUCUAUCCCGGAUUCGGCAUCCGAACCUUGUAUCUUUGCUCGGUUGCUGUAUCGAAGGCGAUGAGCAGUAUUUGGUCUUGGAAUAUUGUCAUUCAGGGAAUCUUGCUGACCAUAUCCUACGGAAAGACACUGUCUUGACAUGGGAAAAAAGAGUUAAGAUCCUAAGAGAUUGUGCACUUGGGCUGAGGUAUCUCCACAAUUACAUUGAUGGAUGCAUUGUGCAUAGAGAUAUUAAGCUCACAAACAUCCUCUUGACCGAAGAUUUGGAGCCUAAACUCUCAGAUUUCGGGCUCGCAAAGAUGCUAGGAAUGGAGGAAAGCAAAGUUUUCACUGAUGUUAGAGGAACAAUAGGUUAUAUGGAUCCAGAAUAUAUGAGCAAUGCGAAGCUAACCUGUGCCAGUGAUAUCUACAGCUUUGGCAUUGUAGCCUUGCAACUUCUUUCAGGACAGAAAGUUUUCGAGUUGGAUCUCGAUGCCAGUGAACAACUUACACGAAAAGCAAAGGAUGUGAGCCUGGGAAAUCGUCCAUCAACAGAUUUCGAAGAUCCGAGGCUUCAUGGAAAUCUCAAUAGGAAAGAUUUCGAAGCCAUUUUAAAAAUUGCAGUACUUUGUGUUGCCAAAUCGAGUAGGGGCCGACCACCUAUCGAUGUUGUUUUUGAUGAGUUAGAGAAGGCUUGGAAAAACACAGUGGCUGACAUGAAAAUGAGGAAAGAAAUUGGUCCAUCAGCAACACCACAGUCAAGGUCCAUGGAAGUUACUUCAUUGUGAAUGCAGAGGUUUCGGAAGGGUAAUUCGGAUACUUGCUUAUAAUAAAAGUUGUGGUAAUAUUAUAAAGAUGGAAAUUAGGAAAAGUUAUUUUCUUCAUUAGACAUUUUUGUGAUUCACAGGAGAGAGAAGAUUAAAAAAAAAAAAAGAGUUUCAGAAAGAAGGAAGAGGUCUUUGGUCCUUGUAAGAAACUGGGAAGAUUAUGUCAAUUACUAGUGAAUAUCUCAUUGAUGCAGGCAUAUACACACACACACAUAUAUAUAUAUAUAUAUAUAUAUAUAGAGAGAGAGAGAGAGAGAGAGAGAGAGAUGUGUAUAUUUGUUGACUUUCUGGUUUUCAAGCUAAAGUUGAUGUUUUAAGAGGAAGAUGUUGUGAAAUACUAUGCAAGUCUAUUAAGCUAUGCGAGUUUUGCUGAAAUAUACUGUAUUGUAUUUCUUCUCUUAAAAUAUAGUUUUUUUUUAAAGUGUCCGACUGCUUAAGAAACCAAAUAUUCAUAAAUUAGACUUAAAAAUAAAUUCAUGAAUUAGACUUAAAAGA
This is a messenger RNA of Gossypium raimondii (Peruvian cotton), 2310 nucleotides long. RefSeq names its product probable leucine-rich repeat receptor-like protein kinase At5g49770. The coding region runs from base 1 to 1776 and encodes 591 amino acids. The transcript has 8 exons. Gene Ontology annotation, molecular function: ATP binding; protein kinase activity. NCBI's taxonomy places the organism in Eukaryota, Viridiplantae, Streptophyta, Magnoliopsida, Malvales, Malvaceae. The record is from RefSeq and is a predicted model, not a curated record. Gene Ontology annotation, biological process: protein phosphorylation.